CGAGGAGCCCGGCCGAGAAUCAUGUACGUGCUUUUCUUAUUAAGUUUGGUGCUGGUCGCCGGGGCUUUGCCCGCUAUGAAGAAGUCUGCUAUUCCAGUUUUGGAAGCCAUAGAGCGAUGCCGGGUGUUAGGGGUGGACAUCGAAGCUUAUGGGUCCAAAGAUGAAAUCUUAGCCACUACAAAAGAAUCCAACAAUCUGAGGGAAUGCUUCGACAUUCUGGUAUCUGCUGACCAAACUGCGCUGACUGAAGUCGCCAUGUUGGGAGUUCUGAUGAAGCGGCUGCAGACCCGCCAGGCUUUAGGAGAACCAAUUUAUGAACUUCUAUCCAAAGGUCUACCAAAAGGAGCAGGAGCUAAAGCAGUCACGAAUGGCAACAUGUCCGGAGUUGGUCAAGCCUUAUUAAGACGACAUAAGAGACAGGUUAUGCCUUUGGGCGAGGUUGGUGAAGAUCCAGGAAAGCGGGCCAGGAAAAGAAGAUUAGGUCUUCCAAUUGGUGAACCUGGUGAAGAUGUUGGUAAACGAAUGCGACAGAGACAACAGGGACGAGCUCGUCAGAAUUACAAUACCUGGUUGAGGAAGUACUAUGCGUGGUAUCAACGAGCACAGCGGUAUUAUGCCAGAAAGAGAGGCGCUCGGCCCGCCGCAGCUGCCAAACCAGCGGCGAAAAAAACGGCUGUAUAAGCGAGUAUCCCAAUAAUGUUUGAAGAUGGUAUCAAGUUGUCAAGGGCAGUAACUCGUCAUGUUUUCGUGAUAAAGUAAAAGACUUUUAGACCCCGAUUUUGUAGUGUAUAUUUUUUUUAAUGCUGUGAACGAUAUUAAAUACGGAGAAAUGAAAA
This is a messenger RNA of Lottia gigantea (owl limpet), 836 nucleotides long. RefSeq lists its product as hypothetical. The record is from RefSeq and is a predicted model, not a curated record. Bases 22 to 681 code for a protein of 219 amino acids. The transcript has 4 exons. Lineage: Eukaryota; Metazoa; Mollusca; Gastropoda; Lottiidae.